Messenger RNA from Xenopus tropicalis (tropical clawed frog), 3042 nucleotides. RefSeq names its product LARGE xylosyl- and glucuronyltransferase 2 (gene large2). The record is from RefSeq and is a predicted model, not a curated record. Gene Ontology annotation, biological process: protein O-linked glycosylation via mannose. Gene Ontology annotation, cellular component: Golgi membrane. The transcript is spliced from 16 exons. Gene Ontology annotation, molecular function: glycosyltransferase activity; xylosyltransferase activity; UDP-glycosyltransferase activity. The coding region runs from base 465 to 2636 and encodes 723 amino acids. Lineage: Eukaryota; Metazoa; Chordata; Amphibia; Anura; Pipidae.
AUUGAUACCUUAUGGCCAAAAGUAUGGGGACACCUGUCUGUCCAACAUCUUAUUUCCAAACUGAGGGGAUUAAUAUGAAGUUGCUGCUAUAACAGCCCCUACUUUUCUGGGAAGGUUCCACUCACAGUCAGACUGGACAGCGGGAAGGAAGCCCCUUGUUCCUAAGUUCUCUGCCCGGGCCGCCCCCAUCAAAGUUAUGGAGUGAGUUUGGAGCAUUAACCAGCACUAAACCCUCCCCCAGCAAUCUGGAGACUGCCCGAGAGACUGCCCGGGUCUGAAGUUACCUGCAACCGCUGGAUGUGCCCUAUAUAAACCGCCGCUGGAUGGAAACUUAGCAGACACUUCGCCUGCUUCUGGGCAUUGUGGUGCCACUUUAAAGCUUAUAGGAUGUUGCCGGCAGUAAUACCAGACUUUCCCACUUGACGGCCCCCCAACGACGCAGUCCAGGACAGUGUGGACCCAUCAUGCACCUCUCCUGUCGCAGCAAAGCCAAGUUCCUGGCCCUCGCUUUACUGCUGCUGUCUGCUGCAACCUGGUUGUACCUGUCUGUGGGGGAGACAGAAUAUGGUCCAUCCCUGGGGCCGGUAGCCCCUCAUUUUUCGGCCACACCGUCCCUCCAGUUAGAGCUGGAGAGCCGCCUGCGGGUAGCUGAGGAGGAGAAUCGGAGACUGCGCCAGCAACUGGGCGAGAUGAGGAAUGAGGAGCAAAGCACCGGAGUAGGGACGGAAGGGGACAACAGCAGCCAUUGUGAGCACAGGAGCCUGACUGAGAAGUGUGAACUGAUCCACGUGGCCAUAGUCUGCGCCGGCCAUAACAGCAGCCGAGAUGUGGUGACCCUGGUGAAGUCCAUUCUGUUCCACAGGAGAAACCCCUUACAUCUGCACCUGAUCACGGACGCCGUGGCUCUGCGCGUGCUGGGGAACCUGUUCAAGACCUGGAUGGUGCCGUCCCUACAGAUCAGCUUCUAUAACGCAAGUGAGCUGAAGCCGGACGUUGCGUGGAUCCCAAACAAACAUUACUCGGGGAUAUAUGGGUUACUGAAGCUCACACUGACCAAGGCGCUGCCCUCCGACCUCUCCAAGGUCAUCGUCCUGGACACGGACAUCACGUUUGCCACCGACAUUGCCGAGCUCUGGGCAAUCUUUAAGAAGUUCACAGGUGAGCAAGUUCUGGGUCUGGUGGAGAAUCAGAGUGACUGGUACCUGGGGAACCUGUGGAAGAACCACAAGCCGUGGCCUGCCUUGGGCCGAGGAUUCAACACAGGGGUCAUUCUGCUGCUGUUGGACAAGCUGCGCCUGAUUGGCUGGGAGGAGAUGUGGCGACUGACAGCGGAGAGGGAGUUGAUGAAUAUGCUGAGCACCUCGCUGGCUGACCAGGAUAUAUUCAAUGCUGUUAUCAAGAGUUCCCCUACUCUAGUCUAUCAGCUUCCCUGUUACUGGAACGUGCAGCUCUCCGACCACACGCGCUCCGAGCAGUGUUACAGCGAGCUGGCCGACCUCAAGGUCAUUCACUGGAACUCCCCCCACAAGCUGCGAGUCAAGAACAAGCACGUUGAACUAUUCCGCACCCUGUACCUGACUUUCCUAGAGUACGACGGGAGCCUCCUGCGCCGAGAGCUGAUUGGCUGUCCGAGUGAAGGGGAACAGCAGGGGGGCAGCCAGGCUGCUCUGUCGCAAUUGGACGAGGAAGACCCAUGCUAUGAUUUCCGGAGGGAGAGCCUUGCAUCCCACCGCGUCCACCUGUCCUUCCUGCCGCACGUAACCCCGCCCCCGGACCCCUAUGAUGUCACGCUGGUGGCACAGCUCUCUAUGGACAGGCUGCAAAUGCUGGAGCUGAUCUGCCGGCACUGGGACGGCCCAAUGAGCCUGGCCCUGUACCUGUCGGACGCGGAGGCGCAGCAGUUCCUACGCUAUGCCCAGGCCUCCGAGGUGCUGCAGUCUCGCACCAACGUCGCCUACCAUGUGGUCUAUAAGGAGGGGCAGCUGUACCCCGUCAACCUCCUGCGCAACGUGGCCCUGAAGAACUCGCAGACCCCUUACGUCUUCCUGUCGGAUAUUGAUUUCCUGCCCAUGUACGGACUCUAUGAAUACUUACGGAAAUCCAUAUCCCAGCAGGACCUGACCGGCCCCCCCAAGGCUCUUAUCGUUCCCGCCUUUGAGACUCUCCGUUACCGGCUUUCUUUCCCCAAGUCCAAGACAGAGCUACUCUCCAUGCUGGAUACGGGGGCGCUCUACACCUUCAGGUACCACGUAUGGGAGAAAGGUCACGCCCCCACAGAUUAUGCCAAGUGGAGGACUGCGACCACCCCGUACCGGGUGGAGUGGGCGCCAGACUUCGAGCCGUACGUAGUGGUGAGACGGGACUGCCCUGAGUAUGACCAGCGCUUCCUCGGCUUUGGCUGGAACAAAGUGUCGCACAUCAUGGAGCUGGAUGCCCAGGAACAUGAACUGCUGGUUCUGCCUAACGCCUUUAUCAUCCACAUGCCCCACGCUCCCAGCUUCGACAUCUCCAAGUUCCGCUCCAGCGAAAAUUACCGCCUGUGCGUCCAGGCCCUUAAGGAGGAGUUUCACCAAGACUUGUCCCGGCGCUACGGUUCCGCCGCCCUAAAAUACCUCACGGCUGAGCGCAACCGGUGAACUUGGUGCAGAGACACUGCCAGGAAACACUACAGAGAGGGGUGUGAGGACAAUGGGCUCUUCCGUGCCUCUGCUCUUCUACAUACCUGCCUUAUACAGGGCCUUCAUUAUAGGAGGUGCCUGGCCCUUUAAUAGGAACGAACCAGUUGCCACGGGGGAUGUUAUUUCUGUGGCCUUUGUAUGGGCCGCCGGACAAUCAGCUGCAGUUCCCCCGGCCAAUGGGGACGUGAGUCGUGAUCACUGGACGGAGAGGGUCUCUCCCUGACGCAUUUCAAUAUUUCUCUUUAUUUAUAUUAUUUAUGUGGAUAAUUCCGAUGAAAUCAAACUGACAGGGCAGGAUUCCUGAUUCUAUUUUUAAAAUAUAUUCAGUUUCUUUUUGCAAUAAAAUGCUGCAAUCGUUUCUGUA